AUGAAAAACCCUCAUUCCAACCACCGCCUCCACCGAAGAAGAGACGAGAUAGACAAAUCGUCAUCACUCUUCACUUACCAAACCGGUGUCGGCGGUGGUAAAGCUAGGGUUCCGGGAUUGGGCCUCCGGUGUAAAUGUUGCGAUUUUGGUUGUUCUAAAGAGAUUUUUCUGUUGAAAUUGGGAGCUCCAUCUACAUUCAUCACAAUCUUUGCAGAUAACAUUUCCAAGUGGGAGGAACGUGUAUGCAUAAACAGUGGAAGAAAGUUUUACAAACCAAAAGUUAGUGGAUCUCUUACACCUGCUGUUGGAAUGCUUUUUAAGUCAUUUGAUGAGACAUUUGCAUUUUAUCAGAGAUAUGCACUUGCUGCAGGUUUUUCUGCAAGAAAAAAUACCUCUUGGAAAAAUGUUGGCGGUUUAGUAAAAAUAAGAUAUAUUGUCUGUUCAAAAGAAGGAUUUCAUGUUCCCAAAGCAAUAGAUUCUGGUUCAGUUGAGAAUAGUAAAAAGAUUGUUAGACGUAAUAGAGGUUCAAAAAGAGUUGGAUGCAAUGCUCAUGUGAAACUAAUAUUAGAGGACAAUAAUAUGUUUAAACUCUACUUCUUUGAACAAGAACAUAAUCAUAUCUUUGUUGAAGAUGAAGAUAUUCAUUUCUUGCCGGCUGCCAGAAGUAUCGAUUAUGUGAAAGAAAGUUUUAUAUCUGGAUUGUCUGCAAUCAAUAUUGGACCUGUUAAAACAUUCAAUAUUAUGAAAAAAAAUUAUGGUGGUUUUGGUGAAGUUGGAGCUAGUAAAGUUGAUUGUAAGAAUUAUAGAAGGGAUUUGAAUCUUUACAUCGGAGAGUAUGAUGCAGAAAUGGUAGUUAGGCGCCUUAUUAGGAAGAAAGAAUGUUGUUCUGGUUUCACAUGUGAUUAUGUUAUUGGUGAAGAUAGAAGACUGAGAGGGCUUUUCUGGGCUGAUGAGGAAUCAAAAAAAAAUUAUACAGUGUUUGGUGACAUAUUUGGUUUUGAUGCUACUUAUAAAUCAAACAAGUAUGAUUUGGUUUUUGUACCAUUUACUGGUAUUGAUAAUCAUUUUAGGAAUGUCACAUUUGGUGGUGCAUUACUUGGUUCGGAGACUGCAGAUUCGUAUAGAUGGCUUUUAAGAUGCUUUGUUAAUGCUUUUGGAAGUGAGCCUAAAGUUGUUGUUACUGAUCAAGAUGCUGCAAUGAAGAGAGCUAUUAAGGAUGUACUUCCAAGAAGUAGGCAUAGGUUAUGUAUGUGGCAUAUAUGGGAGAAAUUGAAGACAAAGGUUGGUCCUGUUUUGUCAGCAAACACUGAUUUUAAUACAAGAAUGACUCGUGUUGUUUGGAAUGAUACUAUUAUUCCAGAAGAUUUUGAAACUGAGUGGCAUUCAAUAAUGUCUACUUUUGGAUUGGAAAAUCAUGAGUGGUUAAAAGACAUGUACGAUCUUCGAUUUGAUUGGAUUCCUGCUUAUUACCAUGGAGAGGAUUUGGCUGGGCUUAUGCGUACUACCUCAAGAUGUGAAAGCGAGAAUUACUUCUUUGGUCAGAUUUGCAAUCCAAGAUGUACACUUGUUGAAUUUUUCACUCAUUUUGAGACAGCAAUGGAUAUUCAAAGGCAUGAGCAUAGGAGGAAUGAUCAUGAUACAAGCAUCAGAAAUAUACACCCAAACAAUUUUUAA
Helianthus annuus (common sunflower) is the source of this 1674-nucleotide messenger RNA. Its product is annotated as protein FAR1-RELATED SEQUENCE 5-like. The coding region runs from base 1 to 1674 and encodes 557 amino acids. The transcript is spliced from 5 exons. The record is from RefSeq and is a predicted model, not a curated record. Gene Ontology annotation, biological process: regulation of DNA-templated transcription. Lineage: Eukaryota; Viridiplantae; Streptophyta; Magnoliopsida; Asterales; Asteraceae.